This is a messenger RNA of Odocoileus virginianus texanus, 999 nucleotides long. Its product is annotated as membrane-spanning 4-domains subfamily A member 5. Gene Ontology annotation, cellular component: plasma membrane. The record is from RefSeq and is a predicted model, not a curated record. Lineage: Eukaryota; Metazoa; Chordata; Mammalia; Artiodactyla; Cervidae.
GACUCAGCAGUUCUAUAAUUCCAAGACAAACCACAACAAUAGCAGUGCUUCAGACAGCCUUGGUACAGAAGAACAUGAUCUAGGCUGAAGCAUCAACUAAAUCAUUUUUUUUUGUUUCACUUCAAAAUCUCAAGCUAACCAUCAUGGAUUCAAGAGCUGCACAUAGCCCAGUGUUUCUAGUAUUUCCUCCAGACAUCACUACGCCCGAAUUUCAGUCCGGGCAUGUUACAGGCACGACCUAUGACUCUAGCAUGCCCUUUCCAAAAUUACUUGCUGCAAGAAUGAAAAUCUUAGGGCACUCCGCGACCUGGCAGAGAACCUCCUUCAGAACCCAACCAUGCCGGAAAUCUGACCUCAGACUUUGGGUCUUCAGAACUAUGAGAAACAAAUUUCUGCUGUUUGUAAGCCACUCAGUCUAUGGUACUUUGUUAAAGAAGCCUGAACUAAGACAGUGGGCUGUCCAGAUCCUGUUAGGAGUGAUGAACUUUUCUUUUGGAAUUGUUCUCCUUUUCACCUUGGAAGAUCCAUACCCAAGGUUUCCCUUUAUAUUUAUUUCAGGAUAUCCAUUCUGGAGCUCCAUUUUGUUUGUUAAUUCUGGAGCCUUUCUAGUUGCACUGGAAAGAAAAACCACAGAAACUCUGGUGGCGCUGAGCCGAGUAAUGAACCUGCUGAGCGCCGUGGCAGCGGCCGCGGGCAUCAGUCUCCUCGUCACUGGCUAUCUCAUAGAUCAAGACUUCUUCUGCGGCUAUGCUGGAGAAGCUAGUGAGUGCCAGGCGGUUACCACCCUCUUCAUCAUGCUAUGGGCCUCUGCAUUUCCACACGAAUUUAGGCUCAUCCAGUCAAUUUUUGGGAAAAGAAAAGCCAAUUGGAAUUUUUAUAGGGAAUUUUGGUUAUGUUGAUGGCCUUCAGCAUCAUUGAAUUUCUCAUUUCCCUGUCUUUCUCCAUUAUGAGGGGACCCACCAAGUGUGGUGACUGUGAGGAAUGGGACGAAAAAGAACU